AUGUCCACACCUGCCACAAUUGAAAAUGCUAAAGUUUAUGUUACUACACAAACCUUUACAACAUUGCCAAUUGAAGGGACACUUCCUUCCACACAUCCCACAGUUGUUGUUGUCAAAAGUCACAUUCACACAACGUUCUUACAACACAAAUUUCUUGGUGGAAAUUCCCCUUCAUGGCACACCCUUGGUCUCCAACGACACCCUGGACCUCUUCCUCUCACAUUAUUUUUCACCCAUGGUGACAUUGUUGUUGAUGGGACACUAGUAGCAGCUUUUUGGUGCAAAGUCUUUGGUGUUUAUAUAAAUGCUACUGCCACAUAG
Molecule: messenger RNA, 321 nt
Organism: Sphenostylis stenocarpa
Lineage: Eukaryota; Viridiplantae; Streptophyta; Magnoliopsida; Fabales; Fabaceae
Source: the annotation of a GenBank genome assembly